Molecule: messenger RNA, 1311 nt
Organism: Cutaneotrichosporon cavernicola
Lineage: Eukaryota; Fungi; Basidiomycota; Tremellomycetes; Trichosporonales; Trichosporonaceae
Exons: 2
Coding region: 1-1311 (436 amino acids)
Molecular function (GO): peroxidase activity
Source: RefSeq, a predicted model, not a curated record
AUGAAGGUCACUUUCAUCGUCUCGGCCUUGGCGGCACUGAGCUCCGUUUCGGUCUCAGCGUUCCCCUUCAUGUCGCCUAGCGGCAACACUGAGAUCUUCGGUCUCAUCAACCAGCUUAAGAAGUUCGACCCCAAGCAGAUCGAGGCCCUUACUAGCCAGAUCAAGGAGGGUAUGGCCCAGGCUGGCGUCGACGUCCCCAAGACCAACUUUGGCGCCACCAACUUCAAGAACCUUAAUGAGGAGGCUAUCUACAAGGCUUUCGGCAUCACGCAUGACCGCCAGACCGCUGUCGACGGCAACCAGGCCAACGCACAGAACAACACGUUCGACACCACUGGCACUAUCCCGUCCAACUCGUCCCUUAUUGGCCGUGACAUUGCCUCGUUCCUCGGCUUCGGCCCUGCCGAGGACGCCGACCACCCUUGGAUCGCUCCCGGCCCUGGUGACCUCCGCGGCCCCUGCCCCGGUCUCAACACUGCCGCCAACCACGGCUACCUCCCCCGCAACGGUGUCGUCAACCCCGUCCAGCUCUUCGUCGGUGCCUUCCAUGCUCUCGCGCUCUCCCCGGACCUCUGCGCUGUUCUUGCCGCCAUCUCGUUCCUCUUCAAGGGUGACAUGACCACGCUCACGCUCUCCAUUGGAACUCGCAACGGUCUUGGUGACGGUCUUGCCGGCCACGGUGUCCUCGAGGGCGAUGCUUCAGUCACUCGUCAGGACGCCAACCUUGGCAACCAGUGGGUUGUCGACAAGGGACGCUUCGACCUGUUCAUCAAGGAGAUGGACCAGUACGGUGGUGGCGACGUCACUCCCUACUCGCUCGCCCAGUCGCGUUACCGUGCGUGGCAGUACUCGCGCAAGAACAACGCUCGCUUCGACUUCAACCCCUGGCGCAUGGUUGUCGCCUACGGCGAGUCGGGCUUUGUCAUGCAGAACCUCCGCGGCGACAACAUCCACUUCACAAAGGACAUGGCCUACCACUGGUUCAUGCUUGAGCGCUUCCCUCCCGGAUGGUGCAAGCGCAAGAUCCCGAUGACCGUCCCUGAGAUUUUGGCGUGGGCUGUCCUCAUCGAAGCCCUCAAGCCGACCUUGCCCGGCUGGUCCCUCGGCAUCAAGGGUCUCUUCAUCCCCCUUCCCGACUUUGGAUCGCUCGGCGGUUUCUUUGGCGGUGGCAUCCUCGGGAUUGGUGGCGGCAACACUGUCAAGGAUGUCGGCUGUGCCGUCGGUGGCGCCGUCCUCGGCUGGUUCCCUUCGACCCUGGGCAACCUCUUUGGCGCCCUCAACAUUGGCGGCCUCAACGGCAUGUCGUGCUAA